Molecule: messenger RNA, 4474 nt
Organism: Salvia miltiorrhiza (redroot sage)
Lineage: Eukaryota; Viridiplantae; Streptophyta; Magnoliopsida; Lamiales; Lamiaceae
Product: lysine histidine transporter 1-like
Exons: 13
Coding region: 279-1631 (450 amino acids)
Cellular component (GO): plasma membrane
Source: RefSeq, a predicted model, not a curated record
UAGUAUUCUUGUUUAGACUCUCUUAUCAAUUAAUAUGAAUUUCUGUAACCACCCAAAUGAGUAAUUAAAUACUAUACAUAUAUAGGAUACUUAGCUAAACUGUGAGUAAUGAACUUUGUCACAUUCUGCUCAUUCUCAUCCUAUAAUACCAAGUUUUGAAUAUCAUAUGUGCUUUGAGUAGAUUCUUGAAUUUUUUCCUUCACUUCAUCUCUUUUCAGCUUCUUCAAUCUUCAUGCCCUCCUAAUAUUUGGGAAUUUAAGAAACUAUACUUGUUAGAAAUGGAAACUGAAAUUCCAAGUUAUGACAGGAAAAAGUACAAUAAUGCUAAUGUAGAGGAGAGGUCUGCAGAGGAGAGAGCCAUAGAUGAUUGGCUUCCAAUCACUGCUUCAAGAAAAGCAAGAUGGUGGUUCUCAACUCUUCACAAUGUCACUGCUAUAGUCGGAGCCGGAGUCCUCAGCCUCCCUUAUGCCAUGUCCGAGCUCGGAUGGGGGGCUGGAGUGGCAGCCUUGGUGAUAUCUUGGAUGAUCACUCUCUACACUCUGUUGCAAAUGGCACAAAUGCAUGAGAUGGUGCCGGGGAAACGCUUCGACAGGUACCACGAGCUAGGCCAGCAUGCCUUUGGCGACAAGCUUGGCCUGUGGAUCGUCUUGCCUCAGCAGCUCAUGUGCCUGGUUGCUGUCGACAUAGUUUACAUGAUCACGGGAGGCCAGUCUCUCAAGAAAUUCCACGACUUGGUCUGCAAAGAUUGCAAACAUAUCAAACUCACCUAUUUCAUCAUGAUCAUCUCAUCUGCCCACUUCGUCCUCUCCCAGCUCCCGAGCUUCAACUCAAUCUCCGGUGUGUCUUUGGCAGCAGCAGUGAUGUCUAUAAGUUACUCUACAAUCGCGUGGGGUGCUUCUAUAGAAAAAGGUGUGCAGCCUAACGUGCACUAUGGCCAUAGGUCAAAGACAACGGCUGGUGCUGUGUUCGACUUCUUCAGUGCUUUGGGGACCGUUGCUUUUGCCUAUAGUGGCCACAACGUCGUGAUGGAAAUCCAAGCUUCGCUGCCUUCAACACCAGAGAGGCCGUCAAAGAAAGCUAUGUGGAAGGGAGCUGUUGUUGCCUAUGUAAUUGUCGCCUUGUGCUACUUCCCCGUUGCUCUAAUCGGAUACUGGACUUUCGGGGCUGCAGUAGAGGACAACAUCUUGAUCACCCUGCAAAGACCUAAGUGGUUAGUUGCAAUGGCUAACAUGUUUGUCGCGGUUCACCUCAUUGGAGGCUAUCAGUUAUAUGCCAUGCCCCUUUAUGACAUGACUGAAACUGUGCUUGUGAAGAAGCUCAAGUUCAAGCCAACUUGGUAUCUUAGGUUUAUUUCUAGGAACACUUAUGUUGCUUUUACAAUGUUUAUUGCCAUCACAUUCCCUUUCUUUGGCGCGCUUGUCGGGUUCUUUGGAGGCUUUGCUUUCGCGCCAAACACGUACUAUCUUCCCUGCAUCAUGUGGCUUGCCAUCUGCAAACCGAGGCGAUUCAGCCUAUCUUGGUUGGUGAAUUGGGUGUGCAUAUUGUUGGGGGUUCUUCUGAUGGUUGUUGCACCCAUUGGAGGGCUAAGGCAGAUUAUUCUCAAAGCCAGAACAUACAAAUUUUAUGAAUAGAACAUUGUUUCUAGGAGUCAUGAUUGUAAUUUUCUGAGACAGACAUAUGCAUAUUUUUCACUCGUGUAAGAAGGGAUCGACAUCACAUAUAAAUUGAAUGAGGAAGCUGAGAUUGAAGUGUAAUCAAGCUCAUUAUAAACUGUGGUUUAUACCUACAUCAAGGAAAAAUACAAUGUAACAAAAAAAAAAAAGAAGCAAAAUAAACUUCAUGUAAUAUAGCAAACAAGUACACCAUCAUUAGAAAGCAAAGUCAACAAUUUAUAGAGCUGUUCUUAGCUCAACAAUAACGACACACUUUCUUAUCAGAGAAAGUAGAGCUAAUGCACCUGUCAAUUAAACUUGAUCAUCUCUGAAACAAGUCAAAAAAACCCAUGUCCAAGACAAUAACUGCACCGUACAUACAAAAAGUGUCUCAAUUUUUGGCCUUUAACAUAUUAUUCUCCUUGAUUCUGGCUCGGUUAUCCAGCUUGACGAAGCGCUUCAGAUCGUCAAAUGGAAGACUUUCUGUGUCUUUCCUCUUGAGCUCACUAAGGGCGGGGCGUUUGUCGAGCAAGUGCCACAACCAAUCCGGGUACUCAGAAUCAGGCAAGAUUUUAGGGUCUUGCCCGUCUUUUAGUAUAUUGGCACCAUAAACCGUAGUGGAUUUCGCUUCUUUGCUUAACAAUGAUGCUUUGGGGGCAUCUCCAGCAGCACCACCUUUAGAGCCUUUCUUCGUUUUAGCACCUCCAGCAGCAAAUGUUCUGCAGCCCACCACUUUAAAUACCUCGUUCGAGGUGGUGAUGCUUUUCAACGUCCUCACGAGCGCCAUUGGCCUAUCUAUAUGGCUGCAGUAAGGAUCAAGAACAUUUAACUCGGUUGAUAAAGAAACAGAAAACCCCUGCAAAAUUUUCUACAACUAGAAGCAAUGAUUGGAUAAGAGUUCCCCCAUCUAAGUAUAUAAUUAGAAUGUUAAGGGGAGUUUACUUUGCAUGAUUCAUAAAAUGCAUGAUUAAGUAUUUUCAUCCUCUAAAGUAGGAUAGCUCCAAUCUCACCCUUUAAAUGGGAUAUGAAAUAAUCAAGGGCCUUAAAUAUCCAAAGUUCCAAUCCAUUUAAGUAAACAAGAAAUUAGAUUUACUAUUUUUAUUGAUCAAGGCUAAUUCUCAAAAGUAAACACCACCUUAAAGUAUAGGACUGAAAGGUUAAUAUCAGAUCAAACACAGUAAUUAAUAAUUUAACAAAAAAUGAUUGAACAACUCACAAAUUAAUCUACCAAACUAUGAAAAACCCAUUGCUUGAUAUACAGCAAUUUGAACUAAACAAAAGGCACCUAUUUCAAAUAAUCCACCCUAAUAAAAACAAUAUCAAAGCAUAAUAUACAAGAACAAGACAAAGACCAACAGAAAUUAUAUUCAAACAAAUUCGAGCGAUGAACAGAAAUCAAAUUCAGAAAAAUUCAAUCAAAUGUAUGCACGAGUGAUGAACAGAACAGAAAUCCACAAAAAAGUCGACAACGUAACAGAAUGAAACAAAAAAUAACGUUCGAAAUCAUACCUUAAACGAGGAGAAGCGAUGGAAGGCGGAGAGCUGGGCGAGCCUGCGCGUGCGUCGGGAAGCAGCCUGGUUGGUGAUGGGCGAGCCUGCGCUGCGCGUGCGUCGCAACGUCCGAUGGCGGUGGGUUCCCAGCUAGGAUUUGGGAAUGGAGUGAACUGACGGCGCUAGAGAGAAAAUAUGUAGUUAUAUGGGCCAACAUUACAAAAGAUUCGGGCUACCCACAUUUAGGCCCAAUAUAAAUGGAUCGGACCUAACCUUCAACUCCAGUAGCUUAAAAUUUGAACUAAACCAGCUGAAACAAAAGGGAAGCAAAAAUUUCUGCUCCCUUGCGCUCCAAAUCCAAUACCUGGUGUUCGAUAUUUGUUGCGUUGGGUAGCGAUAAUCUAUUGAGGGAGAAAUCGACAAGGACAAAAGCAAAAAAAGAGCUUGCGGACGUGAUUGGAAAAGCAUUCGAGGUUUAUUGAAGAGUUUGAAUGCUCAGAAUCAUCAGCUCCUCAACUUCUAUACCAUAUUGCAUAUUGUCAUAUCCAUUCAAAUGCCUUUCACCUCGAUAGUUCAUGACUAUCUCGGAAAGCAUAUGCUUUCUCUUGCAUCUCAAUACCUAUCAAAUAGGACAAUAAAGAGUCAAGCAUACCUAGAGAACGGCGCGCGAGACUUAAUUAUUUAAUUGCAAGAUUUACUCAAGAAAGGUUAAGGAGAUGACUCGGGCGAUGAGAGGCGGGGCGAGUGAUGUUACUAAAAUUUGCUGGUUUGAAGAUUGAGAUUGUGAUAUCAAGAUGAAAAAAGUUGGUAAGUCGAAGAAGCAGCCAAAAGCAGAACACGAGAGUAACGUUGUGGAACAGGAGAAGGCCUCUGUCCGGCCAAAAAAGAAUGCGAGUGAGAUUGAUGAAAUCUUUGCUGGAAAGAAACGCAAGAGACUGGAAACGGAAAAGAAGGCCGAGGAUGAGAAGCCUGCCAAAGUAGCAGCUGCAACUGUGAGGCCACUCGACAAAAAGAAGGGAAAGAGUAUCAAGAGCCGCUCCUUCAAACAGAGUUCAUCUGCAGUCGGCUAUUCUCAAUCGAGGAAGAAAACUGCUGAUGGGCUGUCUGUUUUUUCGGAAGAGGAGCUGGGCAUAGGGAAGCCAGAUGCAGGAGGAACUGCUUUGUGCCCCUUUGAUUGCGACUGCUGUUUUUGAUGGAUUCAAUCACAAUUUUGUCAGGUGUUAAGCUGCUUAAGUUUUUGCAUCUAUGAUCCAACUCUUCUCUUUGAUGUUAAGAUUGUUGUAACCAAAUUGGAGUCAUCAUUUAUGUGAAGGAAUUUAUGUUGUUAACUU